Messenger RNA from Eutrema salsugineum, 974 nucleotides. Its product is annotated as ABC transporter I family member 17. Gene Ontology annotation, cellular component: membrane. Gene Ontology annotation, molecular function: ATP hydrolysis activity; phosphate transmembrane transporter activity; ATP binding. The coding region runs from base 78 to 875 and encodes 265 amino acids. Lineage: Eukaryota; Viridiplantae; Streptophyta; Magnoliopsida; Brassicales; Brassicaceae. The transcript is spliced from 2 exons. The record is from RefSeq and is a predicted model, not a curated record. Gene Ontology annotation, biological process: phosphate ion transmembrane transport.
CAAAUUGACUGAUUCCUCUACUGCUCAAAUGUCAUAAAGGGACAAUCUUUUUGCUCAGACAAUUGAAAAUAAAGACGAUGGCAUUACUUUUAUCUGGCGAUUCCGAUGUUGGUCCGUUGCGAGAGCAUCUCUUGGAUGUGGACUGUUUGUCUGAUGGCGAACCGAAGAUUCGCGUAAGAGAUCUGACCAGAGUCUCCGAUGAUGGAUCUCUGAUCCUGAGAGGAGUCUCCAUCGAUUUACCGAAAGGGAUGAUCGUUGGUGUGAUUGGUCCAAGCGGAAGCGGAAAGUCAACGUUUCUCAGAUCUCUAAACCGUCUCUGGGAGCCACCGGAGACGACUGUUUUCUUGGACGGCGAAGACAUAACCAACAUCGACGUCAUCACUCUCCGCCGCAGAGUCGGAAUGCUUUUCCAGCUUCCUGUUCUCUUUGAAGGGACUGUUGCGGAUAAUGUGAGAUAUGGUCCGAAUUUGAGAGGUGAGAAGCUAAGUGAAGAAGAAGUUUACAAGCUGCUAACUCUUGCGGAUCUUGAUGCAUCCUUUGCGAAAAAGACUGGUGCUGAGUUAUCUGUAGGUCAAGCGCAACGAGUAGCACUUGCGAGGACUCUAGCCAACGAGCCUGAGGUGUUGCUUCUUGAUGAGCCAACGAGCGCUCUGGAUCCGAUAUCGACAGAGAACAUUGAGGAUGUGAUAGUGAAACUCAAGAAGCAGAGAGGGAUCACGACAGUGAUUGUUUCUCACAGUAUCAAGCAGAUACAGAGAGUUGCUGAUAUCGUUUGCCUUGUUGUCGAUGGAGAGAUUGUUGAAGUACUUAAACCUAAUGAUCUUUCUCAAGCUACUCAUCCAAUGGCUCGGAGGUUUCUUCAACUUAGUUCCUAAAUCUUUUGCUUUUUUUUCUUUCCUUGAAUCGAUUCAAACAAAUGUUGUAUGAAUGUAACAACACCUUAUAUGGUUUAUGUCUAUUUAUCUUUUUCUUGA